Molecule: messenger RNA, 1351 nt
Organism: Hyla sarda
Lineage: Eukaryota; Metazoa; Chordata; Amphibia; Anura; Hylidae
Gene: POLR3F
Product: RNA polymerase III subunit F
Exons: 9
Coding region: 104-1048 (314 amino acids)
Biological process (GO): transcription by RNA polymerase III
Cellular component (GO): RNA polymerase III complex
Source: RefSeq, a predicted model, not a curated record
CGGGGGAAGUCGAGUCUGAGCUGCGCAUGCGCAGUGGCGAGGUCGGUGAAGUCUGUGAAUGGUGGUGUACAGCGGCGUGGAUAUCCCGGAGAGUUACUAGGAGAUGGCGGAGGUGAAAGUGAAGCAGGAAGGCGGGGAGGCCGCGGAGAUAGAGAACAGGAUUAUCGAGCUCUGUCAGCAGUUUCCUCAUGGAAUCACCGAUCAGGUUAUCCAGAAUGAGAUGCCACACAUUGAAGCGAAACAGAGAGCCAUGGCUAUUAACCGUCUGCUGUCUGUUGGUCAGUUGGAUCUGCUUAGAAGUGGAACCGGCCUAUUGUACAGGCUGAAAGACGCACAGACUGCAAGUAAAAUGAAAGGUUCUGACAACCAGGAAAAAUUAGUAUAUCAGAUUAUUGAAGAUGCUGGCAACAAAGGAAUAUGGAGCAGAGAUAUACGGUAUAAAAGUAACCUUCCGCUUACUGAGAUCAACAAGAUCCUGAAGAACAUGGAAAGCAAGAAGCUUAUUAAAGCUGUAAAGUCAGUAGCGGCUUCAAAAAAGAAGGUGUACAUGCUGUAUAAUGUACAACCUGACCGAUCAGUGACUGGUGGUGCUUGGUAUAGUGACCAAGACUUUGAAUCUGAAUUUGUAGAAGUACUAAACCAACAGUGUUUUAAAUUCUUGCAAACCAAGGCAGAAGCUGCCAGAGACGGGAAGCAGAACCCCAUGAUUCAGAGGAACAGUUCUUUUGGCUCAUCCCAUGAAGUUUGGAAGUAUAUUUGUGAACUUGGCAUUAGCAAGGUUGAACUAUCAAUGGAAGACAUAGAAACUAUCCUCAACACCCUAAUUUAUGAUGGGAAAGUAGAGAUGACUAUUAUAGCUGCUAAAGAGGGGACUGUGGGCAGUGUGGAUGGACAGAUGAAACUUUUCAGAGCAGUGAAUCCUAUCAUACAGCCAGCAGGUUUAGUGCGUACUCCCUGUGGUCUAUGUCCAGUAUUUCAUGAUUGUCAUGAAGGUGGUGAAAUCUCUCCAUCCAAUUGUAUAUACAUGACAGAAUGGCUGGAAUAUUAAUGAAGCUUGCUUGUAUGAAAACUUAUGAAUGGAGCAACACUGAACAGAACAGGGGAUCGGACAGACUGCGCUAAAUAUAUUUAUUUUAGUAUUUUAUUCUAUUUUGUAUUUGAAGAAUCAUCCGGACAGACGUCUCAGCAGAGGAGCAAUGUGGUUUUAUUUAAGUCAUUCCUUUCUUACUCAAUAUUCUGUUCAUUCUGUCAGAAUGUAAACAUGGGAAGAAAAUGCCUGAAAUCCUUAUUUGCAAAGCAGAUUCAUGUCAUUGCUUGUUAAAUAAGUGUUAAUAAAUUUACAUUAUAUGUU